GUCAUCGGAGUCCCAGGGGCUUCGCCGGCAGCUGGGUCCUGCGGCUUUGGGAACUUCUGGAAGCAGAACCCCCGCCCCGACGCCCGCUCCCAUGGGCAGCUACUUGAGCACGCCCAGGCCUGCGCCGCCACCCCUCGCCCAAGCGCAACCGAAACCCUGGCGCAGGGCCUCCCAGACAGAGGACGCUGGGCGCCGCGUCCGCACCGGACCCCUCCCCCGGGUGCCGCUGAAUUGGGAUCCCUCCAGCCCGCGGAGGGUGGUCACCGAGGCCUGGAGGCGCUUUCCCGCCAAGGCUCCCCCGGAGACCGUCCUGGGGCCGGAUCUCUCCAGCGCCUGGGACAGUUACAUGAAGCGGUGGCUCUGGAGUGCCCGCCACCCGAAACGGAUCUGGAGCCCCGUGACCGUCAAGAUCACGCCCCCUGAGCGCAGGGGGAGCCCCUGGGCGUCUCGGGUGCAGGGGUGCGGCGCCUGCUCUGCGGGGCGCCCACCCUCCCAGGGGCGCCCAGACCCGUGCGCCAAGGAGACGGUGCUGAGGGCCCUCAGUCAGUGCCCGAAGGGGAACAGGCGGUUUGACGGGCCCUUGUGGUUUGAGAUCCCGGAGGGCGCCAGCAGGAGGCGCAACCCAGAGCCCGGGCCGUCCGCCUUUAAGCCCCUGAUCAGAAAUGGAGUGGUCCCUUCCUUCGUGCCCCGGCCAGGGCCUCUGAUCAGCCGCCUUCACGCUUGGAGCUGCAGUGUGCACCGGGAGGACACGGACCUCGGGCCUCGGGUCCGGCCUUCCCUGUGUGCCGGCCACCCCACCGCGCGGACUGCGCCAGUCCAGGACGCGGAGCCUCAGCCUCGGAGCUGGGGAAGGAGGCCGCACCCCUGGGGCCUCACGCCUUCCUCCAGGGCCUAAGAGCAGGGCCUGGGGUGUCUCCUUCGCCCCCGAGGGAGGUUGCCCAGCUCUCAGGCUCCCUUGAUUCCUAAGAGUCAAAGCCUCCUGAGACUCACGCUUGUAUAUUUACCCUCAGCUCGCUGACCCCUUGCUCUACCUCUGCAUGGGACCCCGACACAGUACUGCUGCACCCCCAGACCCGCCUGCCCUCACUCGGGAGAUCCCGCUCUGAAGACUGUUGAUAAGUCCCCUGCUUCCCCCUGCCUGCCUUUUCCCUUCAUUUUCUCGAAGGUACUUUCCUUCCCCACCUUCGCUCUUUGCCCAGCUUGUAUAAAUA
Messenger RNA from Hyaena hyaena (striped hyena), 1211 nucleotides. Its product is annotated as POM121-like protein 12. The record is from RefSeq and is a predicted model, not a curated record. The transcript has a single exon. NCBI's taxonomy places the organism in Eukaryota, Metazoa, Chordata, Mammalia, Carnivora, Hyaenidae. The coding region runs from base 92 to 895 and encodes 267 amino acids.